Molecule: messenger RNA, 5564 nt
Organism: Podarcis raffonei (Aeolian wall lizard)
Lineage: Eukaryota; Metazoa; Chordata; Lepidosauria; Squamata; Lacertidae
Gene: NT5DC2
Product: 5'-nucleotidase domain containing 2
Exons: 14
Coding region: 250-2022 (590 amino acids)
Molecular function (GO): 5'-nucleotidase activity
Source: RefSeq, a predicted model, not a curated record
GCCUGCUCCUCCUCGCAAGGGGUCUCUCCUGAUGGCGCGCCAGGGAUUGGCCAGCUUGGCUGCGCUUCCAUUGGCUGGCUGGCUGUUGCGCGGCGGCGGCGGCGGCUGUAGAAGUCGCGACGCGCGGCCAGUGGCCGGAGCAGAGAGCAGGGGACUGCGAGGGGCUGAGCUGGCCUUUUCGUGCUUCUCUGAGGUUAUGCCCUUUUAACCCCUCACGGAAGAGGCGUCCUGCCGCCCCGGAGAGGCUCCAUGGCUGCCGCGGGACUCAAGGCUGCAGGCGGCAGCGUGUGGAAGAGCGGCGGAGUCGGUCUCCAGCUGGUGGCCGCUGCUGCUUCCACUCACAGCUGCGCCUCCAAAGGCAGCGGAGACGGGCGCGCUGGCUGCAGCCAGCCGAGGGCCCACCAGCACCAGUCGGCGGGACACUCGCCGCCGCCGCCGCCGCCCUCCUUGAACGGCAAAGUCAAGAGAGCCGGGGACUCCAGCCAUGCAGCCACUGCCCCUUUGGGCAGCCCCGUCGAAGGGGUCGACACCAAGUCCUAUCUCUGGGCCAGGUACCACGAGAUGAAAAAGCUGGUUUACGAUCUCCUCCCACCGGGGGUCUGCAGUCUUCUUAACCCGGCGGCUAUUUAUGCAAAUAAUGAGAUCAGUCUGGGAGAUGUGGAGAUCUAUGGCUUUGAUUAUGAUUACACAUUAGCACAAUAUUCAAAUUUGUUACAUUCUAUGAUAUUCAACACUGCCAGAGACAUCUUAAUUGAACAGUUUAAGUACCCAGAAGGACUCAGAAAAUAUGAAUACAUUCCUGGAUUUGCCAUAAGAGGGCUUCACUAUGAUGUCCACAAGAGCCUUCUGAUGAAGAUUGACGCUUUCCACUAUGUUCAGUUGGGUACUGCAUAUCAAGGGCUGAAACCAGUGCCUGAUGAAGAGGUCAUUGAAAUGUAUGGCGGGACCCAGCAUAUUCCAUUAUACCAGAUGAGUGACUUUUACGGCAAGGGUCCAUCAAUUAAGCAGUUUAUGGACAUCUUCUCCCUUCCUGAAAUGACUCUGCUUUCAUCCGUGACUGACUAUUUCAUGACUCACAAUAUUGAGUAUGACCAAGUUCAUCUUUACAAGGAUAUAAGUGAUGCCAUUAAAGAUGUCCAUGUGAAAGGAAUGAUGUACAAAUGGAUUGAAAAGGACAUGGAAAAAUAUAUUCUUCAUGGAGAUGAAACUUAUGCUGUCCUAAAUCGACUGGUUAACCAUAACAAAAAACUAUUUCUUAUCACAAACAGUCCUUUUAGCUUUGUUGAUAAAGGAAUGAAGCACAUGGUUGGCAAGAACUGGCGAGACCUUUUCGACAUGGUCAUUGUUCAAGCAGAUAAGCCGAAUUUCUUCACUGAUAGACGCAAACCCUUCAGGAAAAUGGAUGAAAAAGGUUCACUGCACUGGGAUAAAAUAAGCAAACUGGAAAAGGGGAAAAUUUACAAACAGGGCAAUCUGUUUGAUUUUCUGCGGCUAACAGGCUGGCGUGGGUCCAAGGUCCUUUAUUUUGGUGACCAUUUGUACAGCGACCUUGCAGAUCUCAUGCUGCGGCAUGGUUGGAGGACAGGUGCCAUUGUUCCAGAACUUGAAACGGAAAUCCGAAUCAUUAAUACAGAACAAUAUAUGCACUCUUUGACUUGGCAGCAGGCUCUUACAGGGCUUUUGGAGAGAAUGCAGAUGUAUCAAGAUGCAGAAUCUAGGCAGGUGCUACUGGAAUGGAUGAAAGAACGACAGGAAAUUAGGUCACUUUCGAAGAAUCUUUUUAACCCCCAAUUUGGAAGCAUCUUUCGAACCUUCCACAACCCGACCUACUUUUCUCGAAGACUGAUCCGUUUCUCUGACAUCUACAUGGCAUCCAUCAGUUGCCUGCUGAACUAUGAUGUCAACUUCACCUUCUACCCCCGGCGCACUCCGCUGCAGCAUGAAGCUCCCCUCUGGAUGGACCAGCUCUGCACUGGUUGCAUGAAGACUCCAUUCUUGGAGGAAAUGGUGCACAUCCGGUGAAAGGAUGUGUAUGUCACACUGCUGCGAUACAGCUGUUGUAUAGGAAGGGCCCAGCAGCUUAGCCUUAGAUUGCAACCUGGUUACAGUGUGUGCCUAUUGCUGUCCUUUGCCUCCCAGCACUUCCUAAUAGAUACUCAAGAUGAACGAGUGAAAAGGCUGUGCAAAUUAUGUCUUAGAAAUGCUUCACUGAUAAGAAGUCCAAAGGUGAAUUAGGUUCCUGUGCACUGUCUCCAUAAAGUAGUUCCUUCUACAUAGAGAUUCUACCCAAGACGUUUGUGUAGAUCCAGAGUUUGUGCACUGUGUAGCCAUGAUCCGAUGAUAUUCUCAGAACUUGUUGAUACUAUAAAGCCCUAUUUGUCCAUGUCUCUACCCAGACUUUAGAUGUGACUUAGCUGUGAUUAUAUUGGCAAAUAGCUCUGGAUGUAUUCCUACUAAAAUGUGGACACAUUUAUAUUCUUAAGACCUAAGCCAGAAUUACUUUUGGUUCACUAGCACUGAGAUGCACUCUAAAUCCUUGGCAAAAGAACUUUAAUAACUGCCAGCAGCUCAGAAUGUGCUAGAUUAAGACUUGAUUAGGUUAUAAAUUCAAAGGUGCUAGCUUGUGUAUCUUUGCACAACUGAGCACAGUAUAAUAAACAACAUAUAGCCAAUUCAGUUUUAUGUACAAAUGUAGUGAUCAACAGAGCUUAUUGUGAGCAUGGCCCAGAAGGGCUAAACAAGCAAAGUAUCUCACCUGGUAGAUCAAUGACUGCUGCUGAGAGCACAGUGAGAUUUCACAAUAGGUAGUGUGCAUUUCUGCUAGAGCGUGGACUGGUCCACAUGUACCACUUGAUUACACUUUGACUUGUAGCACAAUGUGUGACCUGACCAUUGGAAAGCACUGUGUUUGUGGUAACAUCAGCUGAUGUGGUAGCUUUGUAAUGGCUCAACAAUGAACGUCGUUGCUGCACUCGUCACAUGAUGUGCAUGCAUGUUUCAAUCAGCCCUAUUAAAUAUACCAUCCCAUAUAUUUCUAAAAACUACUUUUCACCAUUGUAUAAGUGUAGCUUGAAUUUCAAACCUAUUUCUUAACUUGAGGUCAAAAUAUGGAAACAAAUGGUGUUUUAUUUAAGCAUCUGCUACUUUUUAGCCUGACACAAAUGAAGGAUGCAGUCUAUCACCAGUGUGCUGCAAAAGGUGGGUCUAGGGUUCAAUGGCUGAAGCCAUGGGUGCUUUCUCCUUUGUGUGAGAUGUAAACCUGGGUCUCUUUCACUGUGCAAUAGGUGGAGCUGCCAUUGAAAGACUACUCAGAAGAAGCAUCAGCUAAUACAAGUGGUGAGUUAUCAAGACCACUUCGGUUAACGUGUUACAGUGUUUGCACUUGUUCUGCAUAUAAAAAGCCUCAUGUUCAAGCUCUCUGUAUGUUUAGGAAUGUCCCAUCUAAAAUCCUGCAACUGGUCUGACUUGAUAGAAGGCCGUUUCCUAUAUACUGGUAAAGGCAAACGUUUUGGGCCGAAGCUAGUUUGGCGACACAUCUUUUCUAUAUUUCAUCAUAAUGGAGCCCCCUGACCCUCAACUUAAUACCCGUUUUUGUACCCAGCUACUGCAGAUCAGAAACAUACCAUUUAAUAGAACAUCUUUCCCUGGAAGACUCACCAAAGUCCAUUUGGGCUGGCUCUGAUAAGCGUUGCAGGAGUAUAAAUUAAAAGCUGGGCAGGGGACCUGUGUUUAUUUUUUUAAAUAUUGCAGUCUGAUUGAAUUCUAUAAUGGGUUUUGUCCUGGCUAAUUUAGGUAUGGCUAUAAAUAAAUAAAGCUGCUCCAAAUGAUUCCAGCACAGUUUUAAAAAAAUCUAUCAAGAACUAUUUUGUCUUACAAAUGGCAGUUCAAAACUGGAAUUAAGCUGAACUGUGCAUUGACAUGGUAAAUUGCAUUCUAACGAUGCCAAAGCAACCUUACUGUCAAGCUAUAGAAAUUGUUGUCACUGUAGUUGAUGCUUUAGGAGAUGUUUUGUUGCUGUUUCUCAUGUAUAUGGUACCAAAGUGAUGUUGUUUAAGACUAGGAUACUGGCCUUUGUGUACUGUAUCUUAUAUUUUACUCUUUUAGGGAAUUAUAUUAGAAUUCUACGUAUUAGUUAAACACACUGAGCCGGUUUAUAAAAUGUGGUUUGAUAAAUUAUUCUGUAGCUAUAAUAGGCUUAAGUUUAGUUGUGCAAAAAAUAAUAAUCACUUUAUCAUUCACAUCUUAAGUAAGGAAACAAACAUACCUUAAAAUGGCUUCUCUGAAGUUUUCUACUACAGUGAUGCCUCGGGUUACAUACGCUUCAGGUUACAUACGCUUCAGGUUACAGACUCCACUAACCCCGAAAUAGUACCUCGGGUUAAGAACUUUGUUUCAGGAUAAGAACAGAAAUCGCCCAGCAGCGGCAGUGGGAGGCCUCACUAGCUAAAGUGGUGCUUCAGGUUAAGAACAGUCUCAGGUUAAUUUGUUCUAGAGGUCUGUUCUUAAGUACUUAACCCGAGGUACCACUGUAUUUAAUGACAACUAUAGUUAUAUAGUCUGCAUGUGUCCUGCAAGCUAAUAUAUUAUGUAGGGCUGUUAUUUAUUUAUUGUUAUUUCUUCUCUUUUGACACGUUCUCAACUAUGUCAAGUCUCUCUUCAAACAUGAUGACUUUUAAAAACAGAUAAGGACUGUGUAGGCAAACACAUAACACUGUGGAAUGCCUACAGGGGUGUCAACCAGAAUAAAAUUUUUUUUGGGGGGGAGCCCUGCCCAACAUAGAAUUUCUGGAAAGGCUGGGCAUUCCCAUUCAAAGUGAAGGUAUAAAACUUGAUGUCACUUCAUUUCCUUAUUAAUGUUGCCUGCUUUAAAUGUGCCAAUUAACUUUAUACUGCACAGAAGAGAUAACAUGAAUAACUAACAUAACGAUUCCUGCAUCAUAAAGCCAUCUGUGACCUAGCUUUUGAACAUGAAAUAUAUUAAACAGCUAGUUUUCCUAAGUGAUAUAAUAUCAGUUUGGCUAGACGUUUAGGUGAAGGAAAUGAGCAUUUGAAUAAAAAGCUGUAAGAUUGAAAUGGCAGAGAAACCAAUUAACUUGCUAUACUGUUUCCAUGUAUUUACUGUAUUCCACAGAAAAAGUGAUACUGGAUUACUUGUCAGACAUUGUUCUAUCUAAAUUAUUCUAAGAAUUUUCUUGAAGCAUUUUUGAAACCCAACCUAAGGUUCUGUGUCAUAAGGUGCUCAAGUUAGCAUUAUCCUCAUUCUAUUACAAGUAGGCUACUUUGUAUAAUGCCAAAUGGCUCAGAACUUGAAGAACUGAAAUAAUGAUUUGGUCAAAUUUUGUCUGCGCUAGGUAAAAUAGUUUUGGCUCACAGGUCUGCUCACAAAGCAUCCUGUUGUCAGCUGCGUGCCUACUUCAUAACAAUCUGCACAAACAUUCAUUCUUCUUUCCCACACUACACAGAAUUUGUGGUUUGUUCUAAGUGACCUUGCAAGUGUAGAAUGUUUCCUUUGUUGGUUAUUUACUAUUUUUACAAAAAUAAAGUAUUGCAUCAUGGGAUAAUGA